AUGGACCCAACCUCGACGAUGGAGCUGCCGGAUGUCUUCGUGAGCAAGUUGUUUCAUCUACUGCAGAGCAACGCUUACUCUAGCAUAAUACAAUGGUCGUCCGAUGGCAGUAGGUUCAUCAUCUGGGACCCGGAGCAAUUCACCAAAGUCAUCCUGGAGCGAUUUUUCAGUCUUUCCAGCUACACAGCGUUCGUCAAGCAAUUGAGCAAAUAUAGCUUCCAGAAAACUAAGCGCCCGCACUGCGAGGAGUUUUUCAACGUUCAUUUCCAAAGAGAAAACAAGGCCAUUCUGCCGCUGGUCAAUACGCACAAGCCCGCCACGACCGCCGCCACCACCAAACCCGCCGCUCAAUGCACUUUCCACUGGGACCCUUUCAAAGUGAACUCCAUUCUAAGCAAGGCAAUCGGCAAACCCUCCUUCGAGAAACUGGCGAAAAACGUCGACAGGCUGCAAAGCGAUCUCGAUGAGCUCAACUCGUCGAACGCAGAGAGCUUGCGCAUUAUAAAGGAGAUUAACGCAAGUCUACAGACAAUCUCACAGCACCAGUUUCAUGCCUACCAAACUGCCGGUUUCCUUCAGGCGCAUUUCGAAACCAUCAAAAAGGCCAUUUGUCCUGACUUGUGCCUGCAACACCAACCAAAGUGCCCCAGACGCUACUGGCUGCUGUUGCUGAUGGCGGACGUGUCCGAAGUAUCAGAAACACCGUUGAUGCGCUUCGCGACCGUGCUCGAUUCCAUGAACUGUUCCGUGGACACUGCUACUCAAUGGCACCCGCAGCUGCGUCUUGACGCAUACGACCUGCUUUUCGUCACCGUGUCUCCCGACAUGCAGCAGGAGCAACUUAUUUUCUUUAAGAGGCUUAGGAACGCGCUCCCAAGCUUUCCCAUAAUAGCCAUCAUGAACAACCUCACCUUUCCUCAAGACAUCAGCAUCCCCCCCUCCAACUAUUCUCGCUACUACUGUCACCAUUUUCUGCAAUUGGGCUUCAGUGACAUACUGGUGAGCCCAUUCACUCCAACUCAACUCAUUACACUCCUCUCCAAACAUCUUCGAACGUGA
Messenger RNA from Saccharomyces kudriavzevii IFO 1802, 1059 nucleotides. RefSeq names its product Hms2p (gene HMS2). Gene Ontology annotation, molecular function: sequence-specific DNA binding; DNA-binding transcription factor activity. The record is from RefSeq and is a predicted model, not a curated record. The transcript has a single exon. Gene Ontology annotation, biological process: regulation of DNA-templated transcription. Lineage: Eukaryota; Fungi; Ascomycota; Saccharomycetes; Saccharomycetales; Saccharomycetaceae. The coding region runs from base 1 to 1059 and encodes 352 amino acids.